Molecule: messenger RNA, 249 nt
Organism: Gloeophyllum trabeum ATCC 11539
Lineage: Eukaryota; Fungi; Basidiomycota; Agaricomycetes; Gloeophyllales; Gloeophyllaceae
Exons: 1
Source: RefSeq, a predicted model, not a curated record
GACCCCUUCGAGGACAGCGUCGAUCGGCCCCCCGAGCCCCAACGCAUUGCUCGGAGGGACGUUCGAGGUCAAAUCAUAAACUACGCUGCGGAGAUAUUUGCACGCCAGCACCGCACGCACGUCUUUUCGCUCAUUAUCCUUGGGGAGUACGUCAGGCUCGUUCGAUGGGAUCGUUCUGGUGCGGUAUUCACCGAGAGGAUCCCCUACGUUGACGAACCCCAACAUCUCUCGGAGUUCCUCUGGCGGUUC